GAGGUGGAAAGGAGCAUUCAAAUGAAGUCAAAGUACUUUUUAGUCGUGCUGGUUGCACUUCCUCCCUGGAUGCCAGUUUGUUCUCUCUUCUGGGGCCUCUAGGAUUCACUCAAGGAGAUUCUGCUUGAGUCAAGACAGAGAAGAGAGAGAGAGAGAGAGAAAAAAAAAGUGUUUCCGUGUCAGAUACGGAAGAAACUGAAUGUGGCAGAAAGCAGCCGUUUGCUGGCACCGCCUUCAUCCUCCUCCUCCUCAUCAGAGCAGCAGGACGUCCGAACUACAAGUGGACCGCAGCUACCGAGCCUGGAGGAAAAACAAACAUGUCGAGGGGAACUUAAAAAGCAGCCCUGAGAGGUGGGGUGUGAAGUGUGGAGAAAGAUGUGAGCGCCGCCGACAGAAUGCUGUUUUCUGACGGGACGAGUGACGACGCAGCGGCGCUCCAGCCGACAGACACCGGGAGCCGUUAGACGCGCAGCGCGGGGAGCUGACGCCGUGAGUCCGCCUCCAAGUUCACUCCGCGCCGGACUACGGAGCCACAACACAUCGGUGCUGCUGCUGCUUUUUUUUUUUAAGGAAACUCCAGUCGACACCAGCACAGCAGAACAAACGAUAGAUGUUUUUUUAAGCAGCCCAUGGCCUGCAUUCUGCUGACAAACAUGGAUCCGCCUACAUCCAGUCCUGCAACACAUUCCAACGGCGCCCUCCCUGACGCCGACUCGGCCACUGGACUCGACUCUAAGCCGGACUUGGAAGCCACCUGUUUGAGCGUCCACCUUUACUACCUGGGGAAGGACGAAGGAGGAGUCGAGGCCAAGUGUUCAAAAGAUGCGCUCGCGUUUCCCCCUGGAGAGUACGUGGCAGAGGAUCUGUGCAUCAUUGCAGCGAAAGCAUGUGGGAUUGGUCCGGUGUACUGCAGCCUGUUUGGCUUAAUGAGGGAACAUGACCGGAUAUGGUUCCCACCUAACCACGUCUUCAAAGUGGACCACUCAGCCAGUGAGACCCUGCACUUCAGGAUCAGAUACUACUUUCCUGGCUGGUAUAACAGCAGCAGUUCAUCCUACGCUCAUCGCUACGGCUUGUCCAAAGGGAUGGAAAGUCCCGUGAUGGAUGAUUGUGUCAUGGCAUACCAGUUUUCUCAGUGGCGUAGUGACUUCCUGAAUGGCUGGGUUCAAAUUCCAGUGAGCCAUGAGGCCCAGGAGGAGUGUUUGGGCAUGGCUGUGCUGGACAUGAUGAGACUUGCCAAAGAGAGUGGCCAGUCGCCAGUGGACAUCUACAAUGACACCAGCUACAAGUCGUUCCUGCCGCGAUGCAUGCGAAGCCGCAUCCAGGAAUAUAACAUCUUGACUCGGAAGAGAAUCCGCUACCGCUUCAGGAAGUUCAUCCAGCAGUUCAGCGAAUGCAGGGCCACGGUGUGUAACCUCAAGCUCAAAUACCUGAUUAACCUGGAGACGCUGCUUCCCUGUCUCUACUCUGAGCGCUUCCAAGUCACCGACCUCUCCUCACAAGAGGUUACCAUCGUUGUCAUGGGCAACAAGGGCAUCCAGUGGUCAAAAGGGAAAGAGGACAUGGGAGCAGAGGAGGAGCUGCAGACGUACUGUGAUUUCCCAGAAGUGAUUGACAUCAGCAUCAAGCAGGGCAGCAAGGAGGGCUCUGCAGAGAGUCGCAUAGUUACCCUCACCAGGCAGGACAACAAGAUUCUGGAAGUGGAGUUUUACUCGCUCUCAGAGGCCCUGUCAUUCGUGUCAUUGGUUGAUGGGUACUACAGAUUGGUCGCCGAUGCUCAUCAUUAUCUGUGUAAAGAAGUGGCUCCGCCGAGGCUCCUGGAGUGCAUUCAGAGCUACUGCCACGGCCCUGUGUCGAUGGAGUUUACAACUGGUAAACUACGUCGCUCGGGUAACCACCAGGGCCUGUACAUCCUGCGCUGCAGUCCCAGGGACUAUGACAAAUUCUUUAUGUCCUUUGUGGUUGGGUAUGAAACCAUGGUGGACUAUAAGCACUGUCAGAUCAUGAAGACGGAGUCAGGAGAGUACAUCCUGAGUGGUGCCAAGAGGAGCUUCGGUUCGCUCAGGGAACUUCUGCAUUGCUACCAAAAGGAGGCGCUCCGCACGGAUGGGUACACGUUUCAGCUGACCAGGUGUUGCUCACCUAGCUGCAAAGAUAAAUCCAACCUGCUGGUGUGCAGAAACAAUCAAGGGGCAGAGGUUUCUCUGUCUCCUUCGCUCCACAAGCACAUCAGCCAGAUGGUCUUCCACAAGAUCCGAAAAGAGGACCUCGUCAUUAGUGAAAGUCUGGGUCAAGGAACUUUCACUAAGAUCUUCUGCGGCGUGAGGAAAGAGCUGGGAGACUACGGAGAGGUGCACCAGAUCGACGUCGUGAUCAAGAUCCUGGACAAGGCUCACCGCAACUAUUCAGAGUCCUUCUUUGAAGCCGCCAGUAUGAUGAGCCAGCUCUCCCACAAGCACUUACUCCUCAACUAUGGCAUUUGUGUUUGCGGCGAUGAGAACAUGAUGGUGCAGGAGUAUGGGAAAUUUGGUUCAGUGGACACGUACCUGAAAAAGAACAAAAGCUGUGUUAACAUCACCUGGAAGCUAGAAGUGGCCAAGCAGCUAGCCUGGGCCAUGCACUACCUGGAGGAUAAAAACCUCACUCAUGGAAAUGUUUGUGCCAAGAAUGUCCUCUUGAUCAGAGAGGAAGAUCGAAAAACAGGCAGUCUGCCCUUCAUCAAGCUCAGUGAUCCUGGUAUCAGCAUCACUGUGCUGCCCAGAGAAGUUCUGGUGGAGCGAAUCCCCUGGGUGCCCCCCGAGUGCAUCGACAACCCCCAAAAUCUGAGUUUAGCCACAGACAAGUGGGGCUUUGGGACCACCCUUUGGGAGAUCUGCAGUGGUGGAGACAAACCGCUCAGCACACUGGACAGCUCAAAGAAGAACUUGUUCUAUGAGGACAGACACCAGCUGCCUGCUCCCAAAUGGACAGAACUGGCCAAUCUGAUAAACAGCUGCAUGGACUAUGAGCCUUCACACCGACCCUCAUUCAGAGCAGUUAUCAGAGAUCUCAACAGUCUCUUCACACCAGACUAUGAGCUGCUGGUGGAGAGCGACAUGGUGCCCAGCCGGACGCGAGGGUUUGGCUUCCCGUGGGCUUCUGAGAGCCAGGAGCCGGCCCAGUUUGAAGAGAGGCACCUCAUCUUUCUCAAGCAGCUGGGCAAAGGCAACUUUGGCAGUGUGGAGAUGUGCCGGUACGACCCCCUGCAGGACAGCACAGGGGAGGUGGUGGCCGUGAAGAAACUCCAGCACAGUACAGCUGAGCACCUCCGUGACUUUGAGCGGGAAAUUGAUAUCCUGAAAUCGCUACAGCAUGAAAACAUCGUCAAAUACAAAGGAGUAUGCUACAGCGCAGGACGAAGGAACCUCAGGCUGAUCAUGGAAUAUCUCCCCUUCGGCAGCUUGAGAGAUUAUCUCAUCAAACACAAGGACCACUUUGAUUCCAAGAAACUGCUGCACUAUGCGUCACAGAUUUGCAAGGGAAUGGACUAUCUCGCCACCAAGCGGUACAUUCACAGAGACCUGGCCACGAGAAACAUUCUGGUGGAAAGCGAGAUGAGAGUGAAGAUAGGGGAUUUCGGCCUGACCAAAGUGCUGCCGCAGGACAAAGAGUACUACACCGUCAAAGAGCCGGGGGAAAGCCCCAUCUUCUGGUAUGCUCCAGAGUCGCUGACAGAGAGUAAGUUCUCUGUGGCGUCAGAUGUUUGGAGUUUCGGUGUCGUCCUUUACGAACUCUUCACCUACAGUGACAAGAACUGCAGCCCACCAGCGGUGUUUAUGGACAAGAUGGGAAAUGAAAAGCAGGGCCAGAUGAUUGUCUACCAUUUGAUUGACCUGCUGAUGCAUGGAUAUAGGUUACCUGCUCCAGAUAACUGUCCAAAGGAGAUUCACAAGGUCAUGAUGGAGUGCUGGAGCAAAGACCCGAGCCGACGGCCGACUUUCAAGACAUUAAUCCAGACUGUGGAUUCCGUACGAGACAACCUCAAGGACGGAUGAUCCCUGAACCCCGCCCGAGUCCUUCACCUCAACAACCUGGUGCCUGCCUUUACUGCAGCCUUUUGUAGUCGGACUGACGGUGAUAUUCACCUUCGUCUUUCUACGGCCGCGUGAAGCAUACGAAUGAUCUCAGUACCGUGUACACUACAUCCAGCUCCGACAUUAAAACAGAAGAUUGUUUCUGAUGCCUUUAAGAAGGUUUUACUUUUGGCAUAAGUUAUUUUAUUUGUAUGUGUCGUGUUUAACAGAUUGAGCAAGAAUAGGCAUUGACUUUUGUUAAACACACAUUAGUUCCACAAGCAGCAGCUCCUCUGAGCUUUUAUUGUUGUAAAGUGAGCAGGAAGUCACUGUUCAUGACCAAAGAGGCCGUGUGAUUCACCAGAACUGAACCUCACUGCUUUCAUGAAUGACUAGAAUUGAGCUGGUCUCCUCCUGCAGACUCUUGGUUUUUAAAAGUCCAUAAAUGGAGGGCAUCGCCUGAUGAGGACUCGCCAUGAUGAUCUCUACAAAUGAUGACAGAUUCCUGCUGUUUCAGAGGACUUCACAGAUAUUCAGUUCAUGCUAAGGAAGGUUCUUCGAGCUGGCGAAGCAACACAUACCGAGGUUGGAGUUCAACAGCCUUCGUUUACAUCAUUCCUGACAAUAUUACAUCAGAGGCAACAAUUACUGCUCAUUGAUCUCAUACAGUCGGGUUUUGUCGUUCUCGUUUUGUAGUAAAGCAACCUUUUGUAAUGAAUAAUUAACAGGUAUAUAUUUUAUAAACGCAGUCUGAUGUUUUCAGUGGCUGUACUAUCCGCCUGUACAUUUGAAAAUAUUCUACUUUGCUGAAUGUGGGGAAGAAAAAGUAAUGAAGAGAGGUGCUUUUGUUCCUCUGCAGCAGUUUCUUGCUGUAGUUUUAUUUAAAAACUUCUUUGACUCGUGUUCAUGUCAUUAUUUUCCCAACCGAACAGUCUGUGAAUAUGUCAACGUGCAUUGCAUUAUCCACCACGAACGCAUCUGUGGUCACAAGGGAAUUUUGUAUUGUUUUUAUUUUGUAGAACUUGAAUGUUGAAGACUUUAUGUGCCAAAUGUUAAUGACUGAAGGAGCUCGGUCGGUCAUUAUUUGAGAGGAGACAGAAUGCAGUUUGUGGUGCGGCAUCUUUCUUUCUUUUUUCAAACGUGUAUAGAAACUCUCCAAGGUUGUUUACCGCCAUUAACGGAAAGUCAGACACACACUCACGAUGUCGAGGAUACCCUCUCACAUCAUUAGCAAUGAGUCACUGUAAAGAGCAAAGUUUGUGUUUGUCUGUAUGAUGUGAUGCCCUCGAUGGACAGCAUUUCUACUGACGUGGCCACCCGGAAUAUUUCUUUCUAGAAAAGUCUGCGGUGAAAUAAACGUUUGGUUUGCUUCGAUGGAGAUUGCGGGUUUAUUUGAAUUUAAAUUUGGUAAAUUUAACAGACAAAUGCAUUGCUGUUUGGGUUUUUUUAUUGUUUGGAUUCAUAAUUUUGUCAGAUUUUUUUUGUACUCUUUGUGCAUUUGCUGUGUACCCUCGAAUUAUUUAUGUAUCCAAAGAUUUUCAUAAAAAGAGAAGAUGCUCAACCACA
Messenger RNA from Stegastes partitus (bicolor damselfish), 5618 nucleotides. RefSeq names its product Janus kinase 2a (gene jak2a). The coding region runs from base 630 to 4034 and encodes 1134 amino acids. NCBI's taxonomy places the organism in Eukaryota, Metazoa, Chordata, Actinopteri, Pomacentridae. The record is from RefSeq and is a predicted model, not a curated record. Gene Ontology annotation, molecular function: non-membrane spanning protein tyrosine kinase activity; ATP binding; growth hormone receptor binding. Gene Ontology annotation, cellular component: membrane; cytoskeleton; cytosol. Gene Ontology annotation, biological process: cell surface receptor signaling pathway via JAK-STAT; intracellular signal transduction; protein phosphorylation. The transcript is spliced from 24 exons.